Ascochyta rabiei is the source of this 2266-nucleotide messenger RNA. RefSeq lists its product as uncharacterized. Gene Ontology annotation, cellular component: protein phosphatase type 1 complex. Gene Ontology annotation, molecular function: glycogen binding; protein phosphatase 1 binding. The record is from RefSeq and is a predicted model, not a curated record. Gene Ontology annotation, biological process: regulation of glycogen biosynthetic process. Bases 1 to 1914 code for a protein of 637 amino acids. Lineage: Eukaryota; Fungi; Ascomycota; Dothideomycetes; Pleosporales; Didymellaceae. The transcript has a single exon.
AUGCCUUACACACCGCCCUCCCAGCGCUCGCCAGCUACCUCAAAGCCGACCAGCCCUACCCUCAGCCGCAACCACUCCUACGUCGACACCCCAGUCUCCCAGUCGCCCAAGGUCUCGCAACGGCCCGCGCUCCCACGCUCCGUGUCGUCGACAUCGUACCUGCACAAGCACCGCCGCUCGCCUUCGUUUCCUCACGCCAACCCCACUGCCAACAAUGGAACUCCGGUCCACGGCAGCGUGGUAGAGUCCCCCACCGACGCCCGUCGUAGCCGUGGCUCGGCAAAGACGAAUGGUAGCAUCCGCCCGUCUCCUCCUCCUGUGAACGACUCUCUGAUUCCUUCAGGUGCCAUCACCACUCCGCCUGACUCGUCCGACGAUGAAGACCGGGGCCGUAUCAUCGGCAGCUUGAAGGACCUGGAAGAGGCGCUGCAGCACAUCAACGUCAAGAGGACUGCCUCUCCCGAGCGAAACGCAGUCACGAAAAAAUCGACGGACGCGCCACAGCUCAUGACCGCUGCACGAUCACUCUCGGCCGAAGCACGCAGGAUUGCACACUCUCGCUCCUCGAGCGAGAUCAUGCUCUCCAAGCACAACAUCGAGCCUCUCGAUACCAACCCAGCCAUCACCACGUCCUCGGACGACAGCGACGCGGAAGAUGACGGAUUACGGAUGAAGCCACAGCUACUACGCAAGAAGUCUGGUGAGCUGGUCAAGCCUGCUCUCCGACCUGCAUCACGACGCAGGCCGUCGAGCAUGCCCGGCACCCCCACCUACUCCAAGGCUGUACACUUCAACGAGGAGAUCGAGCAGGUACGACACUUCCUGUCAGUAGACCGCCCGAUUGCUGUCAGUGCUGGCUCAUCACCUGUUGAGACUGCGUACGAGAGCGAGAACGAGUACCCCUUCGAGGACGACGCCAAGUCCAAGACUCCUGAGUGGGAGAUCAAGCUUGCCAACUGGCCGUCGUCGGAGUCGUACGAGCGGCAGACUGCACCUGUACGUGUCGAACGCAUUGCGCUCGCAUCAGACAACCAAACCCUGGUUGGCAACAUUGCGUGCGCCAACAUCUCUUUCCAGAAGCUCGUCGUGGCUCGAUUCACACUCGACUACUGGAAGACAACGUCUGAAGUGGUUGCCGAGUUCAACCACGAUGUUCGUAAGAAGCAGGCCGACGAUGGCUACGACCGCUUCAACUUCAACAUCAAGCUCGCUGACCAGGCCAACCUCGAGUCCAAGACGCUACUGCUCUGUGUUCGUUACCAGACCAACGGCCAGGAGUUCUGGGACAACAACCACUCGAUGAACUACCAGGUCGACUUCAUCAAGAAGGCCAAGCAGCAGCAGCAGCAGCAGCAGCGCAAGAUCAAGCGCUCCAGCAGUGGCGGUCUUGGUGCUAUCCCGCGCAGCAGGCAAUCGCCUCUGUCGCCGCGCCCACGCUCAACUGCCGCCGCCCUUGACGACGACUUUGGUCACGAGUUCGAGAACAAAUUCCAGUUCGGGAGCUCUGGUCGCAUCACCGGCGAUGCACCCAAGUCGGCCAUCCGCCUCAAGCCCAAGAGCAAGCAGCGCGCUCAGAUCUACCCUGACCAGGGUGCUCGCCGACCUCAGAGCGGGCAGGCGUUCUCGUCUCGUUACGACUUUGGCGCUUCCCUCUCAGCUGCCUUGACCACUGCGCAGACCGCGCUAGGCGACCGCAGCGGCCUCAAGGUCAACACGGCCGACGUCAGCAAGGGCUACUUCGACCGUCCUGCUCCUCUUGCCAAAUCGCACACGACCGGCGCGCCUGUUCCCGGAACGCGGCCCGAUGCUUUGUCGUCUGACAAGCCUGACCUCCAGUCCGCAGAGUACAACGAGUUGAUCCAGAAGUUUUGCUUUGUACGUUCUCAAUCUCAACAACCCGACAGAUUGGCCUAGACGGAUACUAAUACGACUUCAGUUCGGCACACCCACCGGGAGAGGCUCUCCCAAAGCCACUACGCCUUCGGCCAAGCACCCUCACAGUGACGGCGCGACUGAGUACAUUCACAGCGCUCAGUCGUCCGCCACCAGCAGCCCGCCCUCGCCAGCUAUGCCUGUCAUGGUAGAUGGUGCGAACGAAGUCAAGUCUUCCCGAUCAUCCUCACCUUUUUUGAACCGCUCUACAUCUCCUGGCCCAGUCACGGGGUCCGGACCUGAAGACCUUCUCGCGUCCCAGUAUCAAUAUGGGUACAACAUGCACGGUCGCAUCUUCCCUGAGCGAAGCCACACUCCUCAAACGUGCGUUUGA